Messenger RNA from Mesocestoides corti, 1026 nucleotides. The record is from the annotation of a GenBank genome assembly. Lineage: Eukaryota; Metazoa; Platyhelminthes; Cestoda; Cyclophyllidea; Mesocestoididae.
AUGACCCUCCUGCCCUUUCCUCCGGAGGAUUUCAGUGUUAACGCGGAUGUAAUCACCAUGGAUGAAUUUGUGGAUACCUUUACCGAAACUCUCAUCUCCUGGAGCAGCCGACCAACCGAGAGUCUUCACAGGAAUCGUCGAAGUGUCGUUUCGAAGCCCCAGUCGGAAUACGUGAAUAUCGACUGCAAUCUCACGUGUAGCGUUCAAACUACCGAGGCGACGCCUCAACGACGCAUCCUCGUGUGCAGACCAGGACACGCAGAAUCUCAACAAAACGGCAUUCUUGUGAGGACUACCUGUGUGGAACACAGAUCUGGCAGACUGCUUCACAUGAUACUCGCCGUCUCCGACGCUACUGUGGAUUUUCUUGAUAGCGACUUCGCCAGGAUUCUAGACGGCGCGCUACACUCGCUAACUCCAGAACCAGAAACAUUCUACCUCACCCUUGAGGUGCCUCUUGUCAACUUGCGUGACGGCGAUUUCACGGAGUUCUCGCCGAAGUUGCGGCGUCUGUCGGUCAACCUGGGCCACGCUGUGUCGGUGGACCGCAACGUCGUGGAAGCCCUCUCCUUGGAGUCGUUGUCGUUCGAGGGAUGCGAGUUCAAGGGGACUCGAGUCUUCCAGAAUGAGUCGAACAUGUGUGACGUCAGUCUGCUUUACACCUGUCCCAAACUGGGCGAAAUCAGUCUGGCCUCGGAUCGGACGGCUUGGAAGAAGCAGUGUCCGCAGAGGCCCGACAAUUGUCGUUUCAGACAGCAACUUGAUGCCCAGCCAACUUGCAACUGUGGCGACUACAAAUCGCUGGCAGAGACCUACCGAGAAGCCGAACUUGCACCCCCUGACGCUGGAAUGCAACUUAGUUUGGAUUAUAAGCACCUCUUUCUUCUCUCACUGGCCACAAAUUUUGUGCUGAGCUGUAUACUACUUAUUAUCUGCUUGUUCACAUUGACAUUCUAUGUACAAAAUUGCCGACGGCCGAGUGCUGAGACGUUUGUGCAGCGCAGUUCCGGUCACCUUCGUUACUGA